Vanessa tameamea is the source of this 4676-nucleotide messenger RNA. It is a transcript of the gene alpha-Man-IIb, whose product is annotated as alpha-mannosidase 2. The record is from RefSeq and is a predicted model, not a curated record. Lineage: Eukaryota; Metazoa; Arthropoda; Insecta; Lepidoptera; Nymphalidae. Gene Ontology annotation, molecular function: carbohydrate binding; alpha-mannosidase activity. Gene Ontology annotation, cellular component: Golgi membrane. The transcript is spliced from 8 exons. Gene Ontology annotation, biological process: mannose metabolic process; protein deglycosylation; N-glycan processing. The coding region runs from base 156 to 3560 and encodes 1134 amino acids.
UUGUUUAACUUGUCCUCUCCGAGUGUAGAACUGCCUCGCGAUCGAGAACGCUUUAUCGUAAUUUAUCGGAAAUUCUUUAUUAAUGUUUAUGCUCUCGAUUUGUUUUUUAAAUGCUAUGUAACGUUUAACUCGUAUAGACAAUUUAUUUAAACAAGAUGCGCGUACUCCGCAUUCUGAGGUGCCGGCCGUUCUCCACUCGCGUGUUGGCGCUGCUGCUGAUCGCGCUCGCCUUCGGCAUCUACUGCUACUAUUACGCGGUGUCGCCGGCCUACCCUAAACCAGCAAAUACUCUGAACAACAAUGAAAACACGAAGGCUCUGCAGUAUGUACAUGACUCGCACCGAGAACUCCAGGAGAAGCCCUUCACCGACCAAUGCCCGCUGGUCCGCGAGAGCGCUGCGGAUAUCGACACCACGACCAUCUACCCGUCUUUCGACUUUCAGCCGAGUUGGCUCCGGACAAAGGAAUUUUGGGACCGAACAUUCGAAGAUCGUUACGAGAUCAUCAAGAAUGACAGCCGGCGACCACCAUUGAAGGUCAUCGUGGUGCCGCACUCGCACAACGACCCCGGCUGGCUGAAGACGUUCGAGCAGUACUUUGAGUGGAAGACGAAGAAUAUCAUCAAUAACAUCGUACAGAAACUCCACCAAUACCCCAAUAUGACUUUCAUUUGGACCGAAAUGUCAUUUCUCAACGCGUGGUGGGAGCGAUCUCAUCCAGUCAAGCAAAAGGCACUGAAGAAGUUGAUCAAAGAGGGUCGCCUAGAGAUAACGGGAGGAGGCUGGGUGAUGCCGGAUGAAGCCUGCACACAUAUUUAUGCACUGGUGGAUCAGUUCAUUGAAGGACAUCAAUGGGUAAAAACGAAUCUUGGUACAUCGCCCAAGACCGGGUGGUCGAUCGAUCCAUUUGGUCAUGGCCCCACCGUACCCUACCUUCUAGACCAGAGUGGCCUCGAAGGCACCGUCAUCCAGAGAAUACACUACGCCUGGAAGCAAUGGUUAGCGCAGAGGCAGAUCGAGGAAUUCUACUGGGUUACCAACUGGUCCGAAAAGAAACCUUCUCUCAUCGUCCACAAUCAACCCUUCGACAUCUAUUCUAUUAAGAGUACAUGCGGUCCGCACCCCUCUGUCUGCUUAGGCUUCGAUUUCAGGAAAAUACCCGGGGAAUAUUCGGAGUACACCGCAAAAUAUGAGGAGAUAACCGACCAGAACCUCCACACCAAAUCCAAAACUCUGAUAGACGAAUACGAUCGGAUCGGCUCCCUGACUACCCACAACGUCGUACUCGUGCCCCUCGGCGACGACUUCCGAUACGAGUACGGCGUGGAGUUCGACGCCCAGUACACUAAUUAUAUGAAAAUGUUCAAUUAUAUUAAUAAUCAUAAAGACACCUUUAACGCUGAUGUUUCAUUUGGAACGCCCCUCGAUUACUUUAACGCUAUGAAAGACAGGCACAAAAACAUACCUACGCUCAAGGGAGACUUCUUUGUUUACUCGGAUAUAUUCAGUGAAGGAAAGCCGGCCUACUGGUCCGGUUACUUUACCACCCGACCGUACCUGAAAAUCUUGGCUCGCCAGUUCGAGCAUCACCUGAGAACCGCUGAGAUUAUCUUCACGCUAGUUGCGAACUAUAUUAAACAAUCGACCACGCUAAAGCUGAUCUCGUCUGAAAAAAGAUUAGAAAAGUUCUACGAACAAUUGAUUACCGCUCGUAGGAACUUAGGUCUAUUCCAGCACCAUGAUGCAAUCACCGGAACGUCCAAAUCUAGCGUGAUGUUCGACUACGGAACCAAACUGUUCACGAGCAUUUAUCACUGCAUUCGUCUGCAAGAGGCGGCGCUCACCACCAUCAUGUUACCUGAUCCAUAUCUCCACUCGCAGAGCAUUCUUCAAAGCCAGCACGAAUGGGAAACCUACGGUAAGCAACCGAAGCAGUUACAGGCGUCGGUCGUCGACAAAAGGAAAGUUGUUCUGUUUAACUCGCUCGCCGAAGAACGCACAGAUAUAAUAUCGAUCAGGUCAAACACCACCAGCGUGCGCGUUUACGAUACGCGUAGGAAGGAAUACGUCCAAUACCAGAUCACGCCGAUUAUUGAAAUACGGGAGCAUGGAAAAUAUGUCAUCAGUGAUACGAGCUUUGAUGUCCUUUUCGUCGCCACCGUGCCGCCUCUUACUGCGGUCACUUUUAAUCUCGAGGAAUACACCAACACGUCACAGCAUUGCGUUAUCUUUUGCAAUAAUUGCAGCGAUAAAAUAUUAGGCUCCGAUAAAACCGAAAAUUUCACCGUAAAGAAGAUGAUGCCUGGUGAUAUUCAGCUGGAGAAUUCGGUUUUAAAACUUUUGAUUGAUAGAAAUACUGGGCUCCUGAGGCAAAUUAACAGAAAAGAUAACCGAAGGAGACACGUCGUCGAAAUGCAGUUCGGUGCUUAUCAAAGCGCACAACGACACUCGGGAGCCUAUCUCUUCAUGCCAGACUACGACGCUCCAGAGAAAAAGGUCCUACAUCAAUACGGCAGCGGAACAAGCCAGCAAGACGAGAACAUAAUCAUCCUAUCGGGCCCCGUGUCCACUGAGAUCACUACACUGUACCUACCUCUUCUAGUCCAUACGGUUAAAAUUUACAAUGUCAAAGAUAUUGCUCUCUCGCACGCCGUACACGUCGAGAACGUCGUUGACUUUGAAAGCCCUCCGAAAAACCGAGAAACAGAGUUAUUCAUGAGAUUACAAACAAACAUACAGAAUGGAGAAGUGCCAGAAUUCUAUACUGAUCAGAACGGCUUCCAGUAUCAGAAGAGAAUUAAAGUAGAGAAAUUAGGUAUCGAAGGAAACUACUACCCGAUUACGACGAUGGCUUGGCUGCAGGAUGAGGAGGUCAGACUCACUCUCAUUACAAACCACGCUCAGGGAGCCGCAUCUUACGAACCCGGCCGCUUAGAAGUCAUGCUCGACCGGCGAACACUAUACGACGACCAUCGAGGCAUCGGGGAAGGGGUCGUGGACAACAAACCCACAGUGUUCCACAACUGGAUUCUCCUUGAGCCGAUUUCUGCAGACAGACGGAAGAGAGAUACGAGCGAGCACGUGUCCGGAGUACUGAACAGACGAAACUUCAGUCCAGAUGCAAAGACCACUAUAUACGAACUACCCACGCGCACCGCCGACCACCUGAGCAGGACCAUGAAUUACCCGGUAAACGUGUACGUCGUGGACACCAGCGAGGUGGGCAACGUAAACGUAAAAACCUAUCAGACCUUUAUUCAAAACUUCCCCCCGGACGUACACCUGGUCUCGUUGCGAACUAUCACCGAUGAGGUGUUGGAGCAAUUUCCGAGUACCGCCUGCUUUAUGGUGCUGCACAGACCCGGCUUCAGCUGCUCGCUAGGCGACGGCUCUCGACGGACCUCCGCUCGCUUCACGGCGAAAACCCUGUUCAACGGAUUGCACAUUUCUAAUCUUACCGCAGUGAGCCUGACCGGUCUAAAAACGUACAAGUCGCUCUCCGGACUGGAAGAUAUCGAAAUAGCUCCGCUUGAAAUAAAAACCUACAAAAUAAGGUUUUAAGGAACGUUUGAGUUACGUGUAGACCAUUCGACAUUGCGCCCGUAGGUCUGCAUCAACUCUACAGCCGUCUCCGGCCGGCGCGUCAAUAUUAAUGAGAGGAAAUGACUGUUUAGAAUCACAUAUUUAACUGUUACGUACGUGUCUACUAGUCGUGUGUAAAUUCCCUUCUCCUUGAGCGCUUCUUCGCAAUCGAAACUAUUAUUACGGUUUAUAUUUCGAAAUAGGAAGUUGACAAAAAUCUAGAUUAAUCUACCUCAGGACCAAAUUAUAAUAAUACACUCACAAUUUUGCAAUAUCCUGUCUAUUCAAAUACAAAUCUAUUUUUUUGUAUAGCCUAUUCGACAGCGCCGAUAUAUUACGGAUAUACUUCGCGUCGCCUUCGCACCCGUUUGGAGAUAUUGUUACUAUAUUUACUAUCGUUUAAGCGUCCUUAGUUACUCUACUUGUUUUGAUUGUCUAUGAUAUUAGUACUUGCAAAGAUCUCUUUAAUUCUAUACAUUACUGGUCAAUGUUAGUGAAAUAGUUAGGAAUCGUUACACGAAUAUAUACAAUCGGAAUAUAUACACAGUACACGGUACAGUACACGCCCUCGAGGGUCAUUUAAUUUAUAGUAAUAUUCGCGUGACGUAUGUACGUAAAAGUAAUGUUGUAUUUUUAGGUGAUCAGUGACCCGGUGGACCGUUUCGGUGCUCCCGCGUGACGUCACUGAUGUUUCACAAAUUUUGCCAAAUUGAAUAAUGUAAAAGCAUUAAUUUAGUCAUAAUUUUGAUAUAAUUAUUUAUCGUUUGUAUUAUUUUCAAGUACAAUAAGGAUAUUAUUUGGUUGUGUUCGCAUAAUUGUAGAAUUAGGCGAUUUAGUACAAUUUAAGUUAUUCAUGGAAUAGUCAUUAAUUAUUUAUAUUAAGAGGAAUGUUUCCGAAUCUCGUUACGAUCUGUAUCAGUAACUAACUAUGUACCAUCUACAUCACCUUGUACUGUGAAUCGUCAUUUUACUACUAAUAUUACUGUCUAGAAAUAAUCGUAGUUAGUAUUUAAAUGGAUGUUAUUAAAUGUUUAUCGUCAAAUUUCUAGUACGAAGGAGACUACUGUUAGAAGCGACAACUGUUCUUUGCGAUGC